AUGAAAAGGCAAAAUCAAAGCUCUGUGGUUGAGUUUAUCCUCUUGGGCUUUUCUAACUUUCCUGAACUCCAAGGGCAGCUCUUUGGGAUUUUCUUGAUUAUUUAUCUGCUGACACUGAUGAAUGCUGUCGUCAUAGUCAUCAUCUCCCUGGAACAGAGCCUGCAUGUUCCCAUGUACCUGUUCCUCCAGAACUUGUCUGUGGUGGAUGUUAGUAUCAGUGCAGUCAUUAUGCCUGAAAUGCUGGUGGUCCUCUCCAAUGAAAAAACGUCAAUUUCGUUUGUGAGCUGCUUUGCACAGAUGUAUUUUAUUCUUUUUUUUGGUGGGACUGAAUGUUUUCUCCUAGGGACAAUGGCUUAUGACCGAUUUGCUGCAAUCUGCUCUCCUCUGAACUACCCAAUGAUUAUGAACAAACGAGUUUUUAUGAAAUUAGUUACAGGUUCAUGGACUUUGGGUUUUGUGUUAGGUACUGUACAAACGACAUGGGUUUCUAGUUUUCCCUUUUGUGGCCCCAGUGAAAUCAAUCAUAUCUCUUGUGAAACUCCAGGAGUGCUAGAGCUGGCAUGCGCAGACACAUUUUUGUUUGAAAUCUAUGCAUUCACUGGCACCAUUUUGAUUAUCAUGCUUCCUUUCAUGUUGAUCAUUCUGUCUUACAUUCGAAUUCUCUUUGCCAUCCUGAAGAUGCCAUCAACCACUGGGAGGCAAAAGGCCUUUUCCACCUGUGCCUCCCAUCUCACAUCUGUUACCCUCUUCUAUGGCACAGCCAGUAUGACUUACUUACAACCUAAAUCUGGCUACUCCCCAGAAACCAAGAAGUUGAUGUCCUUGUCUUACUCACUUUUAACACCUCUGCUGAAUCCACUGAUCUACAGUCUGAGGAACAGUGAGCUGAAAAGAGCUUUGAUAAAAUUAUGGCAAAGAAAAGUGGAUUUACGUACAUUCUGA
Messenger RNA from Cervus elaphus (red deer), 942 nucleotides. Its product is annotated as olfactory receptor 10A6-like. Lineage: Eukaryota; Metazoa; Chordata; Mammalia; Artiodactyla; Cervidae. Gene Ontology annotation, molecular function: G protein-coupled receptor activity; olfactory receptor activity. Gene Ontology annotation, cellular component: membrane. Gene Ontology annotation, biological process: G protein-coupled receptor signaling pathway. The record is from RefSeq and is a predicted model, not a curated record.